This is a messenger RNA of Exophiala spinifera, 1578 nucleotides long. RefSeq lists its product as uncharacterized. NCBI's taxonomy places the organism in Eukaryota, Fungi, Ascomycota, Eurotiomycetes, Chaetothyriales, Herpotrichiellaceae. The record is from RefSeq and is a predicted model, not a curated record. Gene Ontology annotation, molecular function: zinc ion transmembrane transporter activity. The transcript has 3 exons. Bases 1 to 1578 code for a protein of 525 amino acids. Gene Ontology annotation, biological process: zinc ion transmembrane transport. Gene Ontology annotation, cellular component: plasma membrane.
AUGACGAUGCUGUCCAUUUCGGUCCUCGUACUUUUCGGAGUCUCUUCCGUCAUCGGGCAGGUCACAUAUACUGGAUGCCACAACCAUUCAAGCGUCGAAUACUGUUUCGGCCCUGAUGGCGAAGAGACGGCACUUGCCACAUACGCUUCGGCCCCCAUGGUGACAACGUUCUCGACAUCAACGCUUCCCGCGUCUGUCUCAGCAUCAGUGACGACUGGACAAACUUCGGCUGUCACUGGAUGUCAUGCCCAUGAAACUAAUACCUUCUGCAUCGAUGGCAUUGGAAACGAAGUCCAAAUUUCCGGAACUACAACUGCGACUGGACCGCCACCAGCGCAGUACACCGACUGCCACUCGCACGGAGACCAUCAGUACUGUAUUGGUCCCGAGGGCGAAGAAGUCCAGAUCUUGGCCGAAGGUGCGCACUCAGAGAGCGACCAUGACGAAGCGUCUGGCGAUAAUGCUGAUAUGGACUGUCAUUUUCACGCCGGUGUUGAACACUGUGUCCCCAAAGGCGGGUCGGAAAGCAGCUCCUCUAGCUCUGCAACGUGUGAGCUUCAGGAGCGAGACUACAACAUUGGGCUGCGCGUUGGAACCCUGUUUGUGGUUCUGGUUACGAGUGCAGUUGGUGUCUUUACACCAAUAUUCAUGGCCCGCCUACCUUUCCAAAGUGUCAACUCCAUCAUUUUCACCACGGUCAAGCAAUUUGGAACUGGGGUGAUUAUCUCGACAGCGUUUGUUCAUCUUUACACGCAUGCUUCACUCAUGUUCAACAACCAGUGUCUGGGGAGAUUGGACUACGAGGCGACAACCUCAGCCAUCGUCAUGGCGGGUAUAUUUCUCUCGUUCCUCUUCGAAUACCUUGGACAUCGUAUCAUCCUGGCUAAAAGCUCUGGAAACCAUGCAGAUGCAAUUGCGUACGGCACAACUUCAAGUUUGCCGACGAAAGAAGACGGGUCUACCCCAACCUCUGCUGCCUCAGUCCAAGCUGUGAACUCUGCUCGAGGCCCAGGAGUUUCACGCAGCCUCGCAAAUCUAGGCCACAACCACGGUUCGCCCUUUGAUCCGACCAAUCCAAACUCGAAAUUGUCCGUCUCCAUCAUGGAAGCCGGUAUACUGUUUCACAGCAUUUUGAUCGGCCUCACCCUCGUCGUUGCCGGUGAUUCAUUCUAUAGGACCCUCUUGGCUGUCAUUGUGUUUCACCAAUUCUUCGAAGGUCUGGCUCUAGGUGCGAGAAUCGCUCUGCUACCCGAAGGAAUGGGAUCUUUUUGGCGCACCAAGUUCCCCAUGGCGACGGCAUUUGCUCUCAUCACGCCUCUGGGUAUGGCAAUCGGGCUAGGUGUCAUACACAGUUUCAACGGAAACGACAGAGACACCAUUCUAACCAUUGGUACUCUUGAUGCACUUUCUGCGGGUAUUCUAGUUUGGGUCGGCCUUGUGGACAUGUGGGCCAGGGACUGGAUCCUUGAAGGGGGAGAGAUGACGGCGAGCGAUUUGGGCUACGGGAAGAUUGGCCUUGGUCUCCUGAGUCUUGUUGCUGGCUUCAUUGCGAUGAGUGUGCUUGGCAAGUGGGCAUGA